This is a messenger RNA of Aureobasidium vineae, 1077 nucleotides long. Lineage: Eukaryota; Fungi; Ascomycota; Dothideomycetes; Dothideales; Saccotheciaceae. The record is from the annotation of a GenBank genome assembly.
AUGCUCGAGAAGCUGCUAGAUGGCGGUUAUUUGCCCACGACUGUCAUUCGCGCCGGUAUUCGCCAGCAGCUGCGCCAGAGACUGGCUUCUAUCGCGUCGACGUCGAAUGCAACUGCUUAUGAUACCAAGAUGAAGUAUGUUGAGCUGCUGCGCGAGAGACCGAUCGCGAUUGAGACAUCGAAAGCAAACACGCAGCACUAUGAAGUUGGUACUGGUGUGCUCAACAACAUGCUUGGCCCGAACAUGAAGUAUUCGUGCUGUCUGUAUGAGGGCCUCAAGCCGGGGCAAGGUCUCGGUGAGGCAGAGCUGCUUAUGAUGGAAGACUAUGUCAAGAAGGCAGAUUUGAAAGAUGGCAUGACCAUGUGUGGAUGGGGAUCGCUCAGUCUGUUCCUCGCAGAAAAGUUUCCCAACUCGAAGAUCACUGGUUUCUCCAACUCGCGCACGCAAAAGGAGUAUAUUGAUUCGCAAGCCAGCAAGCGUGGCUUGAGUAACCUGACGAUUGUCACGGGAGACAUUGCUACGUAUGAGUUCCAAGCACCAUUGACCGAGUCGUUCGAUCGUGUCUUGUCGAUCGAGCUGUUUGAGCACAUGAAGAACUACCAGCUUCUGCUCCACAAGGUGUCGAGCCUGCUCAAAUCGGGCGGCAAGCUGUUCGUACAUAUCUUUGCACACAAGGAUAGCCCCUAUGACUUUGAGGACGGAUGGAUGACUGAGCACUUCUUCACGGGCGGCACAAUGCCUAGUGCAGACCUGUUGCUCUGGUUCCAGGAUGAUCUGAGAUGCCAGCGCAUGUGGUGGGUCAAUGGCAAGAACUACGCGCAAACCUGUGAGGUAAGAGAUAUAGAAGCACAUUCGACAGAGAAAGACAACAAGCUGACAAGGUGCAGGNACUGGCUGUCAACCAUGAACAGAAACAGACAAGCGCUCUGGCCGCAUCUGGAGGAGACAUAUGGAAAGGAAAAGGCUCUGACGUGGUUUCACCGAUGGCAGAUAUUCUACCUCGCAUGCGCCGAGUUGUUCGCGUACAAUGGCGGAGAGGAGUGGGGCGUGUGCCACUAUUUGUUUGAAAAGGCAUAG